AUGCUACAUAGAAGGAUGACACUGAAAGUUCCCAAUAUGAUGUCCGGCAGCCCCUUAGAAUGUCUUCCGACUGAGGUUAUUGUGUCGAUUUUCACUGCCCUUCCCUCGUUCUCAGAUGUAGCCUGGUUCGCCGCGACCGGGCGACGAUUUCACCGAGUAUGGACCGAGAAUGCUUAUUCCAUCUAUCAACAAAUCGCCCCCAGGACAGUCCCCUGUCGUCGACAUGCACGCAUACUGCUGGCGGACCAAGGGGGUCCGCAUCCAAAUGCCGCGAAUUUAUCCUUCCCACACGUUCUCCGGUUGAUCCAGAAUGCCGCGAUACUGGAGCGAUCGGCGGAGGACUUUAACAAGCACCACAGAGAGCGCGUUCAAGGCACGGAUCUUUUGCUACAUUCUGCUCCCCUAGAGCUCCCUCCAUUUCCACAACACCGUCCCUGUCUAUCGCGCUCUGAACGCCCCCGUUUCAUUCGGGGACUAUAUCAGCUAUGGAGCUUGGUCCUCCUCAGCAAUCCCGAGAAAAGACAACAGCGUAUCCGCCAGAUGAAGCUCAAAGACCUGUGGGUUGUUCGCGAUCUAAUCGUGGGGGAUGUAGUGCGUAUCCCGGCACCCAUCUUUCUCGCUAUGCAGGACCCCGGGGUGGCCUUCGAGCAAGUACAUCUAGACCUGUUGCCAUGGCUGGAACAGAUGCUGGAUGAUCUCUACGGUGAACCCAUCGGGAGGUGGUGUCAGCCAUUUUCUGAAGGACUUAAUGGGUGUAUCAGCAUCUGGGAUUCGUAUUAUAACGAAUUUAAGGAUAUGGUGCUGAGGGGAUUCCUGGACAAAAAGCCCCACCCGGACCCAGAGACGGUAUGGGAUGAUACGUCUGAUGAGGACCAAGUGGAGUAA
Molecule: messenger RNA, 885 nt
Organism: Aspergillus tanneri
Lineage: Eukaryota; Fungi; Ascomycota; Eurotiomycetes; Eurotiales; Aspergillaceae
Exons: 2
Coding region: 1-885 (294 amino acids)
Molecular function (GO): protein binding
Source: RefSeq, a predicted model, not a curated record